Molecule: messenger RNA, 462 nt
Organism: Cotesia congregata
Lineage: Eukaryota; Metazoa; Arthropoda; Insecta; Hymenoptera; Braconidae
Source: the annotation of a GenBank genome assembly
AUGCCGGCUUAUCACUCAAGUUUCACUAAAAGUGACAAAUUACUGGGUAAUAUGGCCAUGCUGCCAUUGAAGACGACUUUUAGAGGUCCAGCUCCGUUUUUUAAUUUUCAGAACGAAGCUGACAGAUUGCUUAUUUACAUAACUUUAUAUAUCACGGAAUGCUUGAAACGUUUGCAAAAAUGUGCUACACAUAAUCAAGCGCUGACAGAGAUGUACUCGCUAGCGAUAUCUAAGUUUGAUAUUCCCGGUGAUCCUGGAUUUCCAUUAAAUUCUGUCUAUGCUAAACCAGAGACUUCUGAUGAAGCCGAUAAAAUGAGACAAUAUUUACAACAAAUUCGCCAAGAAACUGCAGCAAGACUUGUCGAAAAAGUAUACAGCGACAAUGGCAAGCCAAGCAAAUGGUGGUUGUGUUUCGCCAAGAAGAAAUUCAUGGACAAGUCUCUCUCCGGACCUGGUCAAUAA